UUUUUCUUGACCAGCUCUGACUUUGAGGAAACUGCCACUUCUUCGCUUUCUUGCCUAUCGAAUGGACUCCAAUGCAUUCGAUUUGACCUGGAGGAACUACUUUCCUUCAGCUUCCCAGCUUUGCAUAUGCAUGCCAUCUAGGCAAACUCAACCAAUUCAGCUACCUCCAGAUGAACCUGUACCUCAGGAACUAUAUAAUCACCAGGCACAAAUUCACAGAAAAAAAAAAAAGCGCCGACAAACGGACGAAGGCUACGUAACCGGCCUUGAAUCUGUUAUAAGCACUACAACAACGGAUACAGAUCAGAGCGGGUCCCUAUCUCGAGGGCGACGAGGGCGACGAUCGACUCGCAAAUCUAGAAGACGACAUCCAACACACUCACAGUCUCAAUUUUAUGAAAUAUACCCAGAAGAGGAUACAGAGGAUGCACGUAUUUUGGAAGACCAACAGAUGCCUCAGCUCAUGUAUGACCAUAAUCAACUGGAUGACAUGUCUUCAACUUCCGGAGGUUACCAAGAGCAAGAAUAUCCGCAAACGCAUAAUCCAAAAGCAGAAGCAGAAGCAAUACAAGCGGCACAAACGCUGUUCACUACAAAGUUGGUAGACUUGACCGACAAAUUAACGUUCAUAAAGGAGAAUAUGAUGAUUCGAAAAAAUGAAAAUACACCCGACAACCAAAAAAUUUCAUCAGCAGCAGCGACAGCAGCAGCUACCUUAGGAAAACAGCCUGAAGUAGAAUCUGAUACAGAACUCGAAAGCAAUGAUCGAUCCCGCGCGCGCUAUUCACAACUUCAAAAUUACAAUGGCCUCCUGGAUAAUACUAUUAAUGAAAAUGAUACCCCAAACUAUGCGGAAGAAGGCUGGUCGGAGCAUGAAGAGACCCACGAUCAAGAGGAACCAAGUGUUCCUGCCUCAGACCUCAUCAAUCGUGUCAUGAACGUGGGCCGCAAGUGGUGGUCAUCAUAAAAAAUCUAUAUAUCAAUCCUAUGUACUAAGUAAUCUAUUGUAACUACGAACGUUCCUUUUUAGAGGCAUAAAGCACUCGCAAAUCAAUGCUGGAUUUUUAUGAUCACGUG
Messenger RNA from Umbelopsis ramanniana AG, 1077 nucleotides. RefSeq lists its product as uncharacterized. The coding region runs from base 62 to 967 and encodes 301 amino acids. The record is from RefSeq and is a predicted model, not a curated record. The transcript has 3 exons. NCBI's taxonomy places the organism in Eukaryota, Fungi, Mucoromycota, Umbelopsidomycetes, Umbelopsidales, Umbelopsidaceae.